GUCAUAAAAAUGUGUAAAAAAUAAAAACAAUUUACAAAAUAAAACAUUUUUUUGUAAUAACAUAAGUGGUCCUGACUUUUAUUAUUAUGUAGAAAUAAUAAUUUUAUUUAAAAUGUCUGUCCAUUGGAAUUCCGAGACCAUGAAAUGGGAAUAUAGGGAGCUGCAUGCUACGGCUAUGUCAGUGGACUAUUCAGGGAAUAAUGUGCUUUUGGCUGGAAGACGAUGGCUGGCUAUUAAACAACUAAGCUUUGACGAUGACACUGGGGACAUAAUAAAAAAGUACCCACGACAAAGUAAAUAUGAUGCAGCUGGUGCAGAAUGGUGCCAAACGUAUCCCGGGCAAAAGUUGUGUGCUAUAGCAAGUAACCAGCGUGUAGAUGUGUAUGAAUGGAGAGCGGGUAAUGAUUUAACAUGCAUAUGUUCAUUAAAAGGCCAUACUCGGGUAGUAAGUGACACACACUUCCACAGACAAGACCACAAUCUAAUAGCUACUUGCUCAAUUGAUACAUAUACACAUUUAUGGGAUUUACGGGAUUCAAGAAAACCUGUCUUAUCGUUAAGUGCAGUUGCUGGAGCAUCCCAAGUACAAUGGAAUAAAGUAGCAUCACAUAUUGUAGCCACAGCUCAUGAUGGAGACAUAAAAAUAUGGGAUUAUCGUAAAAAUUCUACGCCCUUACUUUACAUCUCCGCACAUUUGUGUAAAAUACAUGGUGUAGACUGGAGUCCCCACCAUGAAUACCAACUGGUUACAUCAAGUCACGAUGGAAGCAUAAAGUACUUUGAUAUUAACAAUGCUAGAAGGCCAGAAAAUGUUAUAAUGACAAAUUUUCCAGUAUGGAGGGCUAUAUAUACUCCUUUUGGUAGCGGGCUUUUAACUAUUGGUGUUGGUUGGGGUGGAUUGCCACGAGUGGAACAGGCAGGUGUAAUAGGCAUUUGGAUUGAUGGUACAUUGACCCAUAGAUUAGCAGGCCAUACGGAUACAGUUCAAACAAUGGUGUGGAGGCCUAACACUUUACCAUCAAAUUAUCAACUUGUAACAUGGGGGAGAGAUCAAACACUUAGAAUUUGGACAAUGCAUCCGUCCUUGUUAAAAAUGUGUUCACAUUUUUUGCCUGAUGACAUAGACAGCGAUUAUGAUAAUAUAAGUGAUGCCAGUUAUGCAUCAACUAUUAAUUCAGUGAAUGAUAAAAAAUUUCAAGAUAUUGAAAUGAAUAAAAUUGUUCAUAAAACACCUACCUCAAUAGAUGAAGAAUUUGAAUCAAUAAGGGAAAUGGCUAACAUAGAAGUAACAGAUAUGAAUAUUGAUACUAGGACUUGUCAAAUACAUUCAGAAAGAAACGGUUACACCGCCAAUCUUCAAGUGACAUUCCCUAGAAAUGUUACAGAACAGACAAUACCAAAAUUCUCAUGGUUGUCGGGAACCAAUGUAGAUAGUCCAAUGACAAUUAAAAUAUUGCAGGCAAUUAAUAAAACAGCAUAUAGAAAGAAGAAGGAAGGGCAUCGAUGUCUCUUGCAUUGUCUGAAAACAUUAGCAACUUCCAUAGAUGAGAUACCAAUAAAAUCAAGCGAUGACUCUGAUUCAAUGAAGUCAAGUCAACGAAGUCAAUCGGAGAGUGAAAACGCUGGGGACUCGUGCAUACCAUUUCCCCGAACUUGUAGCGCCAAAUGGUGUGGUGUCAGUACCCUGGUCGUCUUUAGUCGACCAUCAAACGCUAGAAGACUGUCCUUAAAGCAUGAGCUGGGUACUCCAAGAUCCAUGUCUUCCUUAUCGCUCACUCCAGGCCUCUUUAGUGGAGGGUAUACAUCGAUAUCUCCUCAUGCUACGACAACUCCCUCACCGACAAAUGGACCAGGAUUUCCGCAGUUGCAUCAUCGACACGCGUCGAAUUCUAUUACGACAUUUUAUUUUCAGGACAGAUGGAAAGCUCAAAGCCGUCGAGCAGGCAGUAUGCGCAGUCGCGGUAGUAUAUCUGGAAUGUGUUCGCCUAGAGUUGUUUUAUACUCCGGAGAACCAUUAUUCCAUCUUAACCGAAUACUGGCUGAAAAAUAUGUCAUUAACUCUGACAAUCCAGUUGAAAUGUGCGAAACAAACGCAAGGGUAUCGGCAGAAGAAGGCGAAGGUGAAGUUAGUCACGCAUGGGGUCUUGCGGCGUUAGCUGCGCAGGCGUUGAACGCGCAACCAAUAGAUCACCUCAUGUCCAGUGAAGAAAGUAUGGGCUGGGCGGGACAUCCGCUGUGCUCUAAUCUAAUACAAGCUCUAGUGUCUCACUAUGCCAAAUCGUCAGAUCUCCAAACAGCGGCCAUGUUGACAUGUGCCUUCGCUGUUUUUUGUGAAUCAAGUAAUUCCAGCACAAACUCCACUUGCAGCACAUCCAGUGGUAACAACACAUCUCCAUACAACACAGUCAAUCAGUUUAGUGAAAUCAACGCUGAUGGCUGGACGCUACCGAUAAUACUUCGAAGUAACUCAUGUUCUGAAGCCGAAAAUCUAAAUACAGAGUACUCCAAGUCCGACAAUUCCGGAUGUGUCCUCGACGAUAGUACUGUGCAUUUGUAUCAUUGCUUUAAGAGGGUAUACGCUGAUGUAUUGCAUAGGUGGCAACUUCUAUAUAAGAGGACCGAGGUGAUGAAACUAGUCCGUAGUAAAUACGACCUGGAGUCUGAUAACGAGCCGUUUUCUCGUUGCAAUUGUAAAGGCCCGUGUGUAAGGAAACGCGCGUUGGGAUGCGCAGUUUGCUCGCGUGUUGUACGUGGCUUGACCGUCGCGUGUGCGGUUUGCACGCAUGUUGGACAUGCAGACCAUAUGCUUAAAUGGUUCGCACAACACGAUACAUGUCCGACGGGCUGUGGUUGCAAAUGUGUGAUGGAAGCGAAUUCUAUAUGGAAAAGCAUAAAAUAUGUAUGAAUUAUAUGGCCCGUAUUCCUCAACGUGGAUCAAGCUUUAAAAAACAGCUUAUUGGCUAAAAAGCUUUUCCAGAUAAAAAAAAAAAUCCUCAAAAUGAGGGUUAAAAAAAUCCGUUUCGAAGUUAAAUCUAAACUUCCCCAUUCAUUAUAUUUUUUAACGUGUGUU
This is a messenger RNA of Pieris napi, 3070 nucleotides long. RefSeq names its product GATOR complex protein WDR59 (gene Wdr59). Bases 113 to 2905 code for a protein of 930 amino acids. The transcript has 12 exons. Gene Ontology annotation, molecular function: protein binding. The record is from RefSeq and is a predicted model, not a curated record. Lineage: Eukaryota; Metazoa; Arthropoda; Insecta; Lepidoptera; Pieridae.